AUGGCUAUGCAAGACCUGCAGAGGGAGUUACAGAGGCUUACUGGGUCAGCCCGGCUAUCAGACGCAGUUGAUGAUGUAGACAAGAUCAUUGACAUCCUGACCAGCGCGAGAGAACGAGUAGCAGCUUCCAACGAUCCUCACACGACGAGCCUGACCCUUACCAAGCUACAGAACCCUAUAAAAGAAGGACUCGACGGCCUCAAGGGCCGCUUGACACAAAUCAACAAGGCCCACAAUGACUUCAACAAGUCCUUGAAGUCGGCCUUGUCCAGGUCGAAAAAUGCCUUGCCCAUGGACGACGAUCCGAUGGAGUCGCAGUCCGCGCUGAUCAAUCGAGCGAUUGCUAUGCACCUUCUUAGGGAAGGUCAGUUUGGAGUGGCUUCUACGUUCAUUGGCGAAGUGCAACCGCAUAGUGAACCGCAGCCCCCGAUGGUGUCUCAUCCCCAUGCUCAGCCAAGUUCAUCGGCCGACGCGAUGAUAACAGACGCGGACGACCUAGCGACACUCGAUCGAGGAACGAUUAAGCCGUCGAGUUAUUGGAAUAUGCUGGAAGCCACCGACUUUCCCGCGUUGCUUCGAUCCUUUGGCAGCGAUUGGGCGGCUAUUGCAGGGCACAUGAAGACGAAAAGUGUUGUCAUGGUCAGAACCUACUAUGCGCGUAGAAAGGAGGCCAAGGACUGGGAGGUAAUCGUGGCUGAAGCUGACGCCAGAAAAUCUCGUGGAGAGGAAAGACCUGCACCCCCGGCGCCUCCAGCGCCCCCUUCGGGAGACGCGAUGAUAACAGACGCGGACAUCCCGGCGGAUCUGACGGCUCUUCAGUCUCAAGAGCUGCAAGCCCAAUUUGCUGACAUGUACUCGAUCCUGACGGCACUCAAGUUGCACGACCUAUAUCCAGCCAUCAAGUGGGCGAGGGAAAACGGUGCGGAACUAGAGGCCCGGGGCUCGAAUAUUGAGUUCGAACUUUGCAAGCUUCAGUUUGUGUGGUUAUUCAAGGGCCCGGCCGUGAACGGUCUACCAGACUCGCCAGAUAAUGGCGUUUCAGGGGCAUUGAAAUAUGGCAGGGAAAACUUUGGUCGCUUCCAGCAUAGACAUCUUCGAGAGAUCCAACAACUAAGCUGCGCCAUGGUCUACUCCCCGAAUCUCAGCGCUUCACCCUAUCGAUCCACCUUUGACAUAUCACUCGCGUUCGAUGAGGUGUCAGCGUCGUUUACGCGAGAGUUCUGCUCCCUGCUGGGCCUAUCCGCCGAGUCGCCGCUCUAUGUAGCCGCAACAGCCGGCGCGCUUGCGUUACCCCAAUUCGUCAAGUACAAUGCGAUUAUGAAGGCCAAGGGUACCGAAUGGACGACGCAGAAUGAACUACCCUACGAGACACCCCUGCCUAAGAACAUGAUUUACCACUCCAUCUUCGUCUGCCCCGUCAGCAAGGAGCAGACAACCGAGACAAAUCCGCCCAUGAUCCUGCCGUGCGGCCACGUGCUGGCUAAGGAGAGCUUGCAGAGACUGGCCAAGGGAAGCCGGUACAAGUGCCCCUAUUGCCCCAGCGAGGGUGUAACCAAAGAUGCUAAGCCAAUCAUCUUAUAG
Anthostomella pinea is the source of this 1581-nucleotide messenger RNA. The record is from the annotation of a GenBank genome assembly. Lineage: Eukaryota; Fungi; Ascomycota; Sordariomycetes; Xylariales; Xylariaceae.